Osmia bicornis bicornis is the source of this 1392-nucleotide messenger RNA. RefSeq lists its product as uncharacterized. NCBI's taxonomy places the organism in Eukaryota, Metazoa, Arthropoda, Insecta, Hymenoptera, Megachilidae. The record is from RefSeq and is a predicted model, not a curated record. The coding region runs from base 342 to 755 and encodes 137 amino acids. The transcript has 3 exons.
GUACGUCCUUCGUCUUCCUGCAGUGAUCGACAGCCACGUUUCCGCUAUUUUCCGAUCAUCAACAAAAGACCAACGUCCUCUUCCUUCUCUAUUCACGUCCCUGCCCUUCCGAUCGAACCGAUAAACGUAUCGUACAAAGCGUACUAAACGCGCACCCUCUUCCCCGUACCUGUCCACUUUUGAAACUUCUUCUUCUUCUUCUUCUUCUUCGAACGGAAGUAGCAUUUUACCGGAAGUUGAACGAGAAGAGUCUGUGGUGCGAACGGGAGGGAAAGGAAGUCGAGAUCGGAAGAAAUCUCACGAAUGCUGUGAUUCGUUCGAGCGACUUGAUCGACCGAUAAAUGGGCAACGGAGUGAUUCCAUUGAUGGUGGUGGCGAUGGUGCCCAUCAUCACGGGUACCAUUGGCCAGCGUGCUUUGAACAAGAGGAACGCAGCGACGGGCCUCGAUUACCCCGACUAUUCGACCAACUACGACGAGUAUCCGGUGGUGGUGCCGAAGAGGGCGGCCCUUUUGUUCGACCAGCUGAUGGUCGCGUUGCAGAAGGUGGUCGACAAUCAGGACAGAGGGGAACUCGGUGGCAGCAGAACGUUCACGAGAUCCUCCGGACCUCAUCUGUCGGCUGGCAACGCGCCGAUUGUUCCUUCGGCGGACGAACAAACGGUGAAGAUGGAUCUUCAACGACGCGGACAGGCAAAAGGACGAGUUUACUGGCGUUGUUACUUCAACGCUGUGACAUGCUUCAAGAGAAAGUGAUAACGAACCGGUGUAACCAAUCUCUUAUCGUGACUUCGAAACCCGACUCGACCACGAGAUUCCUCGCAUGCUUUUCCCGUUCAAAAAACAAAUAAAUUGCACACACGGGACGAAUUACACCCAAAGUCCAACAACAGUGAUUCUUCUACUUAAUCAUUUUCAUUUUCUUUUUUCUUUGUCUUUCUUACGAGUCGGGAAUUUACCAUUUCUCUCCCAAGUCUACGGAUAACACCUUCUUUCAUCUAGCACGUGUAACGAUCUUCCUUUCUCUCGAAACGUCGACGACUGCUAGAGCAACGGAUCUACGAAACAUUGUGUCAACUAUUUAUCUCUCUAACUUAUAAAACGAUCGGCAUACGAUUAAACGUACCUACUCGAAUGAAAUAAUCGCAUCAACGCAACAAGAAAUCCUCGACUAAGAAUUCUGCGACCCCCUCAUUUACCGUGCAACGAGAAACGGGUAAACGUCCUGAAUAAUCCUAUCCUCGUCGUUUCCUGAAUUUUUGCGAAAAGUACGCCGAUCGUAACGGACGAAAGAACGCUACCUUGAAAUUCUUUCAACCAAGAUACGCUUUCCAUUUUCGAACGGUAAAUCCGAACAGAGACCGAUCGAUUGUACCGUUUGAUUUGUUCCAAU